Molecule: messenger RNA, 1104 nt
Organism: Rubroshorea leprosula
Lineage: Eukaryota; Viridiplantae; Streptophyta; Magnoliopsida; Malvales; Dipterocarpaceae
Source: the annotation of a GenBank genome assembly
AUCCACUUCUCCUCUGCCAACCAUUUACACAGCUUUAGAAGCUUCCAGUAACUUCCACGAUCUUCGGGAAGGCAAUGGCCGAAGCGGCGAGAUCGACGGGCACUGUCAAAUGGUUCAGCGCGCAAAGAGGUUUCGGCUUCAUAGCUCCAGAUGACGGUGGGGAUGAUCUCUUUGUUCAUCAGACUUCCAUCCGGUCUCAAGGCUUUCGUACCUUGUCAGAAAACCAGCCCGUGGAAUUCACCGUCGAUUACGCUGAGGAUGGGCGGGCGAAGGCUGUUGACGUAUCAGCAAUCCACCAAUUUCGCCGCCCCUCACGCGGCUCCCGCGGUGGCGGGAGAGGGGGAUCUUUCGCCGGGAGAGGCAGGGGUGGCGGUUAUAGGCAAGAUGGUUAUGGUGGCGGUGGCGCGUGUUAUAAUUGUGGAAGGAUGGGGCAUUUAGCGAGGGAUUGUUAUCGAAGUGGUGGCGAUGUUGGUGGUGGAAGUAGGAGAUACGGCGACGGUGGCGGCGGCGGCCGAGGCGGUGGUGCUGGCAGAUGUUAUAAUUGUGGAAAUGAAGGACAUUUCGCGAGGGAUUGUCCUAGUUAAUGAGAAAAUAAUCGAGUUUGGUUUGGACAACUACAUUGCUUUGAAAUGCUGGCGUUUCUGUAGUUUUGUUGUGUUGAUGUUGGUGGUGCUGACUGCCGAGGCGUUAUUAGCCGCCGGAAAGUUGAUGAAUCAGCAAAGAAGAUGGACCUGAAGUGAUUUUCCCUUCUAGAUUCCGGUGCCAAUUGUUUCAAAGUAUCCUCUUUUGGAGUGAUUUUCUUGCACAGCUUUUGGUAACAUGAGUAACUGUUUUCCAUAAGAUAUGUGAUUGUUAUAUUCUUUUCUGAAUACCCUAUUGUUUUCAAUCAAUUUAAAACCUUCAUAUGUGCAGCAUGAAUGGAAAAGGAAUGCUUAUCUCAUUAAUGGAUUGUGUGUAUUUUCUUCUGGGGCUUUGCUGUAGUACAUGGUAGGCAUUAUUGCAUUAAUGUGAUGGUCCUGUUUAUUGAAAGAGAUGGUAAUCGCUUUUGGACUUCACAUUUCUUAACAUUUUAGAUCCAUAUGUGGAUAAAAUGUCUUGAUAGGA